AUGAUUAAUAAGUUUCGUUGUUCGGUUAUCAAAAAUGCUUAUUCUAGGGACAAAUAUGACAGCAUACGUGAAGGUUUAAAUGAUAAUAUGUGUGCAUUUAUUGAAAUGAAUGGGAUGACUAUUUCAGAAGAAGAUGGUGAUUGGCAAGCCCAUAAAGGCAUCAAAUUAUUAAGAUUUAGACACGAAUCUGAUACUUCCGUCCCGGAAUUGAAGCCCAUAGAAGCUCUAGAUGGGUACGAUGAGAGAGUUGACCAUUUAAGUGAGAUUCUCGAAUUAUGGGCCAAAAUUAAUGAAGAUUUGAAUAAUAAUCAAAGUGAUACAAUUACCUAG
Hyphopichia burtonii NRRL Y-1933 is the source of this 330-nucleotide messenger RNA. RefSeq lists its product as uncharacterized. The transcript has 2 exons. The record is from RefSeq and is a predicted model, not a curated record. The coding region runs from base 1 to 330 and encodes 109 amino acids. Lineage: Eukaryota; Fungi; Ascomycota; Pichiomycetes; Serinales; Debaryomycetaceae.